Messenger RNA from Scleropages formosus (Asian bonytongue), 2961 nucleotides. Its product is annotated as cell surface glycoprotein CD200 receptor 1-like. Gene Ontology annotation, biological process: regulation of neuroinflammatory response. Bases 1728 to 2705 code for a protein of 325 amino acids. The record is from RefSeq and is a predicted model, not a curated record. Gene Ontology annotation, molecular function: signaling receptor activity. Lineage: Eukaryota; Metazoa; Chordata; Actinopteri; Osteoglossiformes; Osteoglossidae. The transcript is spliced from 7 exons.
GUGAUAGUUUUAAGAGUGCCUUGUUAAAAAAAAACCCAGUAUCGCUACAGGAAAUGAAUGUGAGAAGUUGUGUAUAGUGGGUCUGCUUAGCUGAGUCCUGAAACAUGUCUUCUGCCCACGUCUUUGCCUGUUGGUCUUCUCGUUUGUGACCGUGCGCUCCCACGAUCACCAUGUUUGUCCCAUACACAACCUGCAGAGCUUUGUGACUCGCUAGUGGGAGGAAACACAACACUGUAAUAUCUUUGUCUCCUUCCCAGACCCCAACUCUUUUAUACUGUCUCUAUUGCGUCUUCAUAUGUUGCUAAUGGUUUUCAUAUUAUAAGCCUGAAAUAAAAAUCACCAAAGAACUGCAAUCACACGAAGUAAGCAUCUGGAUCGCGAGGAACGACAUAUUGAGAAGACUAGCUGGCCUCUCAUGGGGAGCAAACUUCAAAGUGCUACAGAUAACCUCAAUAGCACUCAUAUGCUCUGCAGCAGAAUACUGUGCACCAGGAUGGGCUAGAAGUGCCCACAUUAACAAAGUAGAUUGUGCUUUGAACACCACAAAGAAAAUCAUAUCUGGCUGCAUCCACUCCACACCAACAAAUUACCUGCCUAUUGUAAGCAGUAUACCUCCUCCUGAUAUCAGAAAAAAUGCACAAUGCAUAUCUCUAGCAAAACACUCCCUAAACGAUAAAAGCGCAUUGCUUAACAGUCACCUAACUGCUAUUACCUCUGGCCAAUAAAAGCAACUCUGCCUGAAAUCUCAAAGGCCAUUCCAUCGAUGCAUGGUGUAGCUUUUUGACAGCACCAAUAACAUAUCAGCGAAGGCCUGGGUCGAAGCUGAGUGGCAAAAGCAAUGGACAAAGACUGGAGACUCAUUUCUACACAGAUUUAUCGCAGUGCCAUUCUCUGAUCCGCCUGGAAGCCAGCUACACCGACACUGCUGGGAGCUCUUAAACCAAUUACGCACCGCGCAUGGCUGAUUCAGGGCACACACGGACGAAAUGGGACUAGCAGACAGUCCUGGAUGCCUGCAGAGAGCAGCAACAAACUGCAAAACAUUUGCUGGAUCACUGCCCCACAUACAAGCCCACACCAGUGGAUUUCACGAACAUCAAUGAUACAGACGUUAAACUUUGGCUACACAAAGCCAACUUUAUAGCUUAGCUUGCCCUAUGUUGCUAAACAUCUGUUUUUGAUCACAUGACAAAUAAAUAAAAUAAAUAAACAUCUGGAUGUGGUGCUCAGGUACCGGCAUCAUGCCGGGCAGGUCUAAACCACUAAGACAAGUAAUUAUUUGUGUGUAACGGGGGAGUCUGGUGGUGUAAAGGUCAGUACUGCUGCCUUUGGACCUCAAAGGUCACAGGUUUGAAUCCCACCUCUAGCUGUAGUAUCCUUGAGCAAGGUACUUACCCCAAACUGCUCUACUGAAAUAGAGUAGUGUUAGCUGUGUAAAACAGGUGAAUAUUUGUAAGCAUCUUAAUACUGUAAGUCAUUCUGGAGGAUGGUGUCAGAUAAAUGACAUAAUCUUACAUAAAGAAGGAAUUUCUUCUCUCCUUGCAGCUUCACUUGCUGGAAAAGAUCACAAAGGAUACUAAAAGUCAAUAAAACCUUGACAUCUUAAACUUCUGGUACUGUUUUAGGCUUCCGCCUGUCACAUAGCUCUACAGUCACAUGUCUUCUGUAGUGAAUGUGUCCAUUUUCUGCCUUUUACAGUCUCUUCACUCCCUCAACUGUACUACGUGAUGAUGUGGCUUCAUAUUUUCCAGUUUUUGCCUCCCCCAAUUGGUCCUUGUCAGGUUUUGGGAGGUCAGCCAGCUGUUGCGAUGUUCUUCACCUGGACUGCCCCAUGCGUUUUCUUGCUGCGACUGUGCAUCCUAACACAAGGGCAGCCAUUCGUCACCUCGCUAUCAGAAGGAAAACAAAUGAUCAGAUCACCCCUAAUAGAUUAUAGAAAUGAGGUCCUCGAUGCUGGAAGCAGCGUGGACAUGGCGUGCUACAAUAUUACACAAAGCAAACUGAUCUACACUCUGUGGAAGCUGCACAUGAGAGGACACACGUGUGACCUGCGCACUGACUACCUAACAGAAAAUUAUGAGAACAACUGCCAGGAUGGAAAAGUACUAAGAAGUGGAACGGGCAGAGAGUCCCAUUUACAUAUACCUCAGUUUACACUCACAGAUGAGGGAAUCUACCUUUGUGAGACUGCUUACUGGGGAGGGACUUACACAGCCGAAAUCACGGUAUCUGCAAGAGUCCGUCCUCAGAUAUCCAGCUGGCUGGAGGUAGAGCACGGCAGGAGAGUGGCUGUGUGUUCAGCCGUUGGGGGUAAACCAGUAGCCUCCAUCUCCUGGAGCACCAUGGGAAACUUCAGGGGGAACCAGAGCUCCAUACUCAACCCUGAUAGCACCUUUACUGUGGAUAGCCGGUUGGCCCUGCCGGAAAAUGUCUCCAGUGACAACCUGAACUGUAUUGUCACCCAUCCCUGCUUGGGAGAGGCACACAUAGAAAAGGUCUCACCUUCAGCUUUGAAAGAGGGUUUGGCACCAGUCAUUGCUGCACAGUACAGUGUCUUAUCCAUUGGUACUGUUAUUUUGCUCUGUGGAAUAUUGACUUCAUGCUGCAUCAUAAAGAAAUCUGUGGGGAAGUGGAGCCAAAGGACCAGAUUUUUUUACAUACCCCAAAUCAGCAGAACUCAGCAAAGCCAUCUGUCAUCAUACUAGUGUUGUGUAGAGUUGGUGAAGUAACUGAGGAAUGAAAACAGAGAGAAGAAAACAAUUAAAAAUGAUGGAUUACAUCUGAAGUUCCUCCAAAUGUCAAAUUGCACAAAUUAAACAAAUUACUUUAGAUGCCAAAUGUGAUAGAUGUAACCUUAAGGUCUCUCAUAGAGUGAAUCUCUGAGAUUUACCAUUUCUUUCAUAACAUGUGUCAUGCAUGAUUUUGGAUUCUGUGAUUUUUGGUUAAGAGCCAUCAAAUCAA